This is a messenger RNA of Andrographis paniculata, 1705 nucleotides long. RefSeq names its product protein HEAT INTOLERANT 4. The coding region runs from base 188 to 1276 and encodes 362 amino acids. The record is from RefSeq and is a predicted model, not a curated record. The transcript is spliced from 15 exons. Lineage: Eukaryota; Viridiplantae; Streptophyta; Magnoliopsida; Lamiales; Acanthaceae. Gene Ontology annotation, biological process: regulation of cellular response to heat.
CUCUUCCCUCUCCUUAUUUCUUCCUCUGCCCUUUCUGCUUCUCUACUUACCCCCUUCUUCUCCUUCGUCUUCUUCUUCUUCUUCUCUGGUAUUACUUUUCAUCUCCUGACCAAGACAGGCCGGGCAGCAUCCUUCUAUCGUUUUCUUGUUUCUACAGUUUCGUCGGAGCCUUUCUGCGACGGCAUUGAUGAGGAAAGGCACCAAGAGGAGGGCGGCCAACAAGGCCGAAUCUAAGAGCAAACCUGCUGAUAACCACAAAAGCGAAGAAGAGAACCACGAGGACCAGCAGGGGGCCAAUGCUGAUCCUCAGCCAAGUAAGAAUGAAGCACAGAGAGGCAGACCAAAGAAGGCUAAAGUUUCCAAGGAGGAAGAGGAGCCAGAGUACUUUGAGGACCAGCGGGAUUUGGAGGAUCUUUGGAAGGAGGUUUUCCCAGUUGGUACGGAGUGGGAUCAAUUGGACACGGUAUAUCAAUACAAGUGGAACUUUUCUGUUUUGGAAGAUGCAUUUGAAGAAGGUGGAGAUCUAUAUAAUAAGAAGGUCUACCUCUUUGGAUGCACUGAGCCACAACUGGUCCCUUUCCGAGAUGAAGCAAAAGUGACAAUGAUUCCUGUUGUUGUUGCUGUGGUAUCACCUUUUCCUCCAUCCGACAAAAUUGGUAUUAAAUCAGUUCAGAGAGAGACUGAAGAAAUUGUGCCUAUGAAGCAAAUGAAGAUGGACUGGGUCCCAUAUAUCCCACUUGGAAAGAGGGGCUCAAUGGUUGAAAGACUUAAAAAUUACCAAAUUUUCAUUUUGAGAUGUAAUCAGAGGAGGGCUGGUCUGAAGCACUUGAAAAUAGACCGUGUCAAGAAGUUCGAGUAUUGCUUACCUUAUUACUACAAUCCUUUUCAGGAAGAUGAAAUUGAACAGAGCACAAUAGUGGAUCUAUUAUUUCCAAUAGACCCCAAACCGGUUUUUGGUGAAUUUGAUUGGGAACUUGAUGAACUAGAGGAGUUUACUGAUAAGCUUAUUGAGGGAGAGGAAUUACCUGCCGAUCAGAAAGAACCCUUCAAGAAUUUUGUGAAAGAGAAAGUUCGAGAAGCUAAAAAGGCAAAUCGAGAGGCAAGGGAAGCCCGGAAAAAGGCACUGGCUGAAAUGAGUGAAGAAGCAAAGGCUGCUUACGAAAACAUGAAAUUCUUCAAAUUUUAUCCUGCGCCAUCUCCCGACACUCCUGAUGUGUCCAGAGUGAAGUCGGCGUUCAUCAACAGAUACUACGGGAAGGCUCACAAGGUCAUAUAAAAUGAGGUGUCGAAAACCACAUACUAUUUAAGGGAAACAUCUUUUAACCGAUGCCCGUUGUUACUGAUGAGUCAUGUACCGUAAAUUUCGGCUUGAAACUGGAGAAAAUGCACUAAAUGCCAUCAAUCGAGGCCUGGUAAUUAUUUUCAUCUUUCGUCGGUUCAAAGUUAAAUCUUUAAAAGAUUAGGAAGGUGAGAAUCAAACAUCUUUGAAUUCAAAAAACCAAUUUUGGAGAUUACUGAGUUGAGAUUACAUUCAUAAUUAUAAACAUUCCCUUUUGUUACCUGAAUGUAAUUCUUGAGGAGAGGAGAGUUAUUAAUGUUGUACUGUUAUAGCUAAUCCGACCUCUUACCUUUUCUGGAAAGUCUUGGGUUGUGUAAUUUUUGUAUUUUUGUUCGAUUUUUAAAUAUUUAAUUUUCAUUUAAAGUA